AUGUGCUUGGGCUUCAUGGUUAUUUGCCAUCAUAUUGCAGCAUUAGCAAUAUAUACCCACUAUAAUUUGAGCUCCACGGAUACAGCUUGCUCCUGGAGUGCUAGGAAAAACAAUACAUUAGGUGAAAUUAAAUCAAUAAAUCAAAUAUAUAAUUGUAUACCAUGUCCGGAUAUAAGUGUUUCAAAUGUAGAUUUUGAUAACUUUAGAGAGACUUUAAUGAGUUUAUCAGUCCCUGUUGGAUUUUCUUGGUUAUUGCAGUCCGAAAACGAAUCAAUUACUUCCGAAAAUCUUUUAGUUGACUCUAUUGAAAGUCUUAUUCUCGACAAAAGAUGUCAAUAUUUAGUAAAAUCAAAGGAUUUUGUUGCCCUUAAAAAUAAUGUACAAACUAAGAUCUAUGUGACAGAUGUGUCAAUUAUUCAGAUAGCUAAAGAUACUGUUGGACAAAUUAAUAAUGACCUUUGGUUUAAGUAUAGGAAAAAUAGACUUACUGCUAGCCACUUUGGAAAAGUCCUAGCAGCCUUUAAAAAAGAUUAA
Molecule: messenger RNA, 534 nt
Organism: Macrosiphum euphorbiae (potato aphid)
Lineage: Eukaryota; Metazoa; Arthropoda; Insecta; Hemiptera; Aphididae
Source: the annotation of a GenBank genome assembly